This is a messenger RNA of Acytostelium subglobosum LB1, 708 nucleotides long. RefSeq lists its product as hypothetical. The annotation marks the transcript as partial. Lineage: Eukaryota; Evosea; Eumycetozoa; Acytosteliales; Acytosteliaceae. Gene Ontology annotation, cellular component: membrane. The record is from RefSeq and is a predicted model, not a curated record. The transcript has a single exon.
GAUACAACAACAAUAACAACAACAAAGAUGUCAGAUAUUGGUUGGGAAAGAAUGAUGACUGCUGUGAUUGCGUUCACGACAAACUUGUCUUGUAUACCAUUGGGCUACGAGUGUAUUAGACGUGGACAUGCUUAUGAGGCCGUGAUUGGAGCUGCUUGUGCAAUCUCAUCGAUGAUGUAUCACGUUGGCGAGAUAUAUGAGAAGACGGCCUGGUUCCAAAUGUCAGGCCUCAACGCAGACAAGUGGCACAGACUGGACAACAUCUUCACGAUCCUGUCGUUCCAGGCGAUGAUGUUCUACCUGAUGGAGUACAACCAUCCGCAGAUCGUCGACCUGCUGCGAUGGGUGUUCUUGGUGUUCACAUUGUACUGCCAGAUGCGCGACCCCUGGAACCUGCUGUUCACCAUCCUCCCAAUCUUGCUGUCGGUGUUCCUGUUGGUCUGCACGCACAUCUACAAGCGACGUGUUCCAGAAUGGUUGAAGACGAGACAUUUUAUGUAUGGCGUUGGCACGCUCUUGGUGGCGGCCUUCUUCUUUGCUCGUGGCUUGGACGAUGAGAAUGACUAUCUACGCAUCAAUCAUGGCAUCUGGCAUUUACUCGUUGGCUUUGCAUUCUGGUUCAUCUUCCAGUCGCGGUCCAAGCAUCUCAAGAGCCAUUUACAUGUAAGUCGUCGGCAUCGAGUCGGUGAAUCAUCACCAUCCUACAAG